Exophiala dermatitidis NIH/UT8656 is the source of this 2736-nucleotide messenger RNA. Its product is annotated as potassium channel, subfamily K. Gene Ontology annotation, cellular component: membrane. Gene Ontology annotation, molecular function: potassium ion leak channel activity. The record is from RefSeq and is a predicted model, not a curated record. Bases 1 to 2736 code for a protein of 911 amino acids. The transcript has a single exon. Gene Ontology annotation, biological process: stabilization of membrane potential; potassium ion transmembrane transport. NCBI's taxonomy places the organism in Eukaryota, Fungi, Ascomycota, Eurotiomycetes, Chaetothyriales, Herpotrichiellaceae.
AUGGGCUACGACCAUGCCGAACAGAAAGAGUUGGAACCCCCAGGAGCCGCCUCGAGCGAAAGCAACAGCAACAGCGAUAAUGGCAAACAAAAGCAGUGGGACGCAGAGGAGAGUAGAGACUUGUCUGCUCCAUUGGCCGACUCUGAGGGGAACCAAGAAGAGGCAACCCAGAGUCGACAGCAUGUACAUCAUCUUGGAAGGCUCAGAUUCAGAUCCGCCGAAGACGAUCUUCCGACCGACUGGUGGUUUGCGUCCACGGCGAUCCCUCUCAUUGCUGCCACAUUCGCCCCCAUGGCCAAUUUGGUAUCCAUCGCCGCCCUUGUCGUGUCCUGGAGGAACAACGUCGUCAAUGACGACCCGGCACUCUAUCAAGCCACCUCGGUGGGUUAUCCAGACCCCCGCUGGUGCAUCGACCUCAACAUUGCAUCGUUGGUAUGCGGCUUUGUUGGGAACCUGUUCCUCUUGUUCAACUUCACCCGACGGCUUCGGUAUAUCGUGGCACUGCCGAUGACCAUCAUCCUCUUCUACCUCGCCUCGGGCAUCCUGAUCGGUCUUACCAUCUCGAUGCACAUCUACUGCCCUCCGGGCAAGGGCCAGGUCUAUUCUCAGGGAUACUGGAAUGCCGUGCUUGCAGCCUGCCUUUACAUGUUCAAUUCAAUGAUCCUAAUGGUCAAUAUGUGGGGUUACUUUCUCGGUCAUUAUCCCCAGCAUUUUACUCUCACUGACGAACAACGCAACCUCAUCCUGCAAACCAUGAUGUUCUUCCUAUGGCUAGGUGGAGGCGCCGGCGUCUUCUCCCGGAUCGAGGGAUGGACAUACCCUGAUGCCGUGUACUUUUGUGAUGUGACAAUCCUGACAGUGGGCUUUGGGGACUUCUACCCAGAUGACGAUCUUGGCCGAGGUUUGGUUUUUCCUUAUUCCGUGGGCGGCACCAUUAUUCUAGGUUUGAUGGUUAGUUCCAUCCACAAAUUUGCAGGGGAGCUCAGCAGUGUCAAUGUCGUGCGGAAACACGUCCAGCAUAAGCGGGCCAGUACGCUGUCGCGCGUUGUCACAGUCGAGGACGCCGAGGACAGCAGGCGAGCUGAGCUGGAAAAGCAGGUGCGGAAUGAAGAGUCGCUCGGGCACAAGCCGCCAAUCUCUUCUCCGUUGCCCAAUCCCAAGAUUCAGCAAGACUUAGAUGCCGCGGCGCAGUCGGAAAGGAAUGCUGAUCCUGAGCCUGCGCCUGAGCCGCAACAGCCGUUUGAAGGUCCUGCCGCUGGCCGGCAGGUUGAGUUCGAAGAUACUGAGACAGAGGAGCUAAAACGGUCGAAUGAUGAAGAAGAUGAAGGUCCUGAUCCCAGGCAUUUUCUGGCUUCGCCGCACCACAGGAGUUCGCUGCACGCGACUUUCAAAUCUUUUAUAACGCCUGUUUCACAUCUUAGACUCGGGAGGUCUAGGUCCCAGAAAGCCAUCGUCAUGCGCGAAGAGAAAGACCGAUUCGACGCCAUGCGUGCUAUUCAAGUCAACGCCCGAAAAUUCAAGAAGUGGAUGGCGUUGUGUGUUUCAGCCCUGGCUUUUGGCUUUCUUUGGUGCAUGGGAGCUAUCGUCUUCUGGCAGGCCGAGAAGCCCACCCAGGGGAUGAACUAUUUUGAAGCCUUGUAUUUCUGCUACGUCAGUUUGCUGACCAUUGGUUAUGGGGAUAUGAGCCCCAGAAGCAACGCUGGCAAGCCUUUCUUCGUGGUGUGGUCUUUGAUCGCCGUGCCUACCAUGACGGUUUUGAUCUCUGACAUGGGGGAUACAGUCAUUUCGAGCUUCAAGCGCGGCACUUUUAAACUCGGUGACCUGACGGUUCUUCCCAAAGCCGGACUAUGGCACGAUAUCCUCCGGUCAAACCCGUGGCUAUGGAAUUUGAUCAACAAGAGGGCCGAGAAAAGGCGACUCAAGGCCGGAUUCCCUGUUGGUCCGGCGGAGGAGGAAAGCCCGCCACCGUUGAGUCUGGAACAACUGGCCAAUGAAGAUAUUAGCGAAGCGCACUUGGCCCAGCGUCUCGCUUGGGCGAUCCGCAAGACCGCACAAGACGCCCGACAUGCCCCCAACAAGUGUUACUCGUUCGAGGAGUGGUGCGAGUUCACGAGACUCAUCCGCUUUACCAAGGAAGGGCUUGCACAACUCGAGUAUGACGAAGAGACGGACGGCGUUGUCGAGUGGGACUGGCUGGAGGACAAUAGUCCCAUGCUCAGCUCUCAAGGCGAGCCCGAGUGGAUUUUAGAUCGGCUGUGCGAGAGUCUGCUACGGCUGAUCAAGAAGAACAUGCUCGGCGGGAACAGUACCGCGAACUCAAUACUCGGCAUGGCCAGCAAUAACGAUCUUUCCGCGCCUUGGGACGCUUCUGGACGAGGCGCGGGGGCCCCAGCCACACCGACAACAAGAGAAGAAACCUCUAAAGCGGACGACGACCCACGUGCGGAUACCGCGAAUUGGAGCAGGAGGGGCGGCUCGCCUCGUGCAUCUAUAGAAGGAGGAGAUCUCCAGCUCCAACGAAGAUCGUCAGGUGCCGACGCUGUCCUGACGUUUUUCACGGGUGAGAGAAGCGGCGCGCAUGCCUACGCGGCCGAUGCGCCGCACUGGAACAAAAAGGCUCUCGAGCGCCGUCUCGCGAAGAGGAAACCGAAAACAGGCCCUGUGGGAGGCGGUCGGGGUGGCGGUGGAGUUCAAACUCGGAAGAAGAGGCAACCUACGAGUUAUGGCGAUGCAUAA